Messenger RNA from Xiphophorus hellerii (green swordtail), 1988 nucleotides. RefSeq names its product tripartite motif-containing protein 16-like. The coding region runs from base 24 to 1706 and encodes 560 amino acids. Gene Ontology annotation, molecular function: protein binding; zinc ion binding. The record is from RefSeq and is a predicted model, not a curated record. NCBI's taxonomy places the organism in Eukaryota, Metazoa, Chordata, Actinopteri, Cyprinodontiformes, Poeciliidae. The transcript has a single exon.
AGUCACUAUAACUGAGAGACCAAAUGGAGCAGAAAGAAGAUCAGCUGGGCAGAGAAAGCUUCUCCUGUUCGAUCUGUCUGGAUCUAUUCAGGGAUCCAGUGAUUAUUCCCUGUGGACACAGCUACUGUAUGAACUGUAUUAAAAAUCUCUGGGACCAAGAGGAUCAGAGAGGAAUCCACAGCUGCCCUCAGUGCAGGAAGACCUUCACACCGAGACCUGAUCUUGGGAAGAACAUCUUGUUAGCAGCUUUAGUGGAACAGCUGAAGAAGACUGGACUCCAAGACGCUGCUGAUCACCGUUAUACUGGACAUGAAGACAUGGCCUGUGAUUUCUGUACUGGAAGAAAACUGAAAGCCAUCAAGUCCUGUUUAGUCUGUCUGGCCUCUUACUGUGAGAAACACCUUCAGCCUCAUUAUGAUUCAGCUACAUUUAAGAAACACAAGCUGGUGGAGCCGUCCAAGAACCUCCAGGAGAACAUCUGCUCUAAGCAUGAUGAGGUGAUGAAGAUGUUCUGCCGCACUGAUCAGAAGUGUAUUUGUUAUCUCUGCUCUGUGGAUGAACAUAAAGGCCAUGACACAGUGUCAGCUGCAGCAGAAAGGACUGAGAGGCAGAGAAAGCUGGAGGAGAGACGAGGAAACAUCCAGCAGAGAAUCCAGGACAGAGAGAAAGAUGUGAAGCUGCUUCAACAGGAGGUGGAGGCCAUCAAUCACUCUGCUGAUAAAACAGUGGAGGACAGUGAGAAGAUCUUCACUGAGCUGAUCCGUCUCCUCCAGAAAAGAAGCUCUGAUGUGAAGCAGCAGAUCAGAUCCCAGCAGGAAACUGAAGUGAGUCGAGUCAAAGAUGUUCAGGAGAAGCUGGAGCAGGAGAUCACUGAGCUGAAGAGGAAAGACGCUGAGCUGGAGCAGCUCUCACACACAGAGGAUCACAACCAGUUUCUCCUCAACUACCCCUCACUGCCAGCACUCAGUGAGUCUACACACUCAUCCAGCAUCAACAUCCGUCCUCUGAGACACUUUGAGGACGUGGCAGCAGCUGUGUCAGAGCUCAGAGAUAAACUACAGGACGUCCUGAGAGACUCAUGGACAAACAUCUCACUGAUGGUCACUGGGGUGGAUGUUCUACUGUCAGGACCAGAACCAAAGAGCAGAGCUGAUUUCUUAAAAUAUUCACGUGAAAUCACACUGGAUUCAAACACAGCACAAAGAUACCUGAUUCUGUCAGAAAACAACAGGAAGGCAACCGUGGUGGAUCAACCUCAGUCUUAUUCCAGUCACCCAGACAGAUUCACUGAUUACUGUCAGGUUCUGAGUAGAGAGAGUCUCACUGGACGUUGUUACUGGGAGGUGGAGUGGAGCGAGACACAUGUUUACAUAGCAGUCUCAUACCAGAACAUCAUCAGAGCAGGCAAGGGGUGUGAGUGUAAUUUUGCACGUAAUGACAGAUCUUGGGCUUUAGAUUGUUCUCAAAAUGGUUUUACCUUUUGGCACAACAACAUCUCAACCUCCAUCUCAGGUCCAGUUUCCUCCAGAGUCGGAGUGUACCUGGAUCACAGAGCAGGUAUUCUGUCCUUCUACAGCGUCUCUAAAUCCAUGACUCUGAUCCACAGAGUCCAGACCAGAUUCACUGAGCCGCUGCUGGCUGGCUUUAGGUUUUAUUACAGUGGACACAGAGCAGAGUUCUGCAAGCUUAGAAAGAAUGAACUCUAGGUUCAGACUCUUGUCUUGAAUUUCUAUUCUCUGACUUUUUUAUUCAUUCUUGGUGUUGUAUCUCUUACCUGUGACCUUUUUCACUGAAAUAGUUUAUCAUCAUUAUAAGUAGUUGAAGAAGUGAAACCAGCUCUUUGAGUCUGUCCUGUUUUGAUCAAAUUCGAGAUGCUGUUGCUGCUCAGCUGCUCAUUCUGCUGUUUGUGGGCUUAAUGUUGGCGCACAAGACGUAACCGACAGAACCCGGUUAAAGGAUUUUCAAAAUAAAAGAUCCUCUAGACUCAA